AUGUCUUCCUACGACCUGUGUCCUCCCACCCCCUGUGGCCCAACCCCGCUGGCAAAUAGCUGCAACGAGUCCUGCGUCAGGCAGUGCCAGGACUCCACGUACGUGAUCCAGCCUCCUCCCGUGGUGGUGACCCUGCCCGGACCCAUCCUCAGCUCCUUCCCCCAAAACACCGCUGUGGGAUCCACCACCUCUGCAGCUGUGGGCAGCAGCCUCAGCUCCGAAGGAGUGCCCAUCUCCUCUGGGAACUCCUCUGGAUUCGGGAGCUUUGGCUACUCAGGCCUGGGCAGCGGGUACAGCCGGCCUUACCGUCGCUACAACACCUACCGCAGUGGCUUCUAUGAGCCAUGCUAA
Egretta garzetta (little egret) is the source of this 351-nucleotide messenger RNA. Its product is annotated as feather keratin 3. Gene Ontology annotation, molecular function: structural constituent of cytoskeleton. The coding region runs from base 1 to 351 and encodes 116 amino acids. The transcript has a single exon. The record is from RefSeq and is a predicted model, not a curated record. Gene Ontology annotation, cellular component: intermediate filament. NCBI's taxonomy places the organism in Eukaryota, Metazoa, Chordata, Aves, Pelecaniformes, Ardeidae.